AUGUCUGGUUCCCAGCGUCGGCAGGAGCGGCAACUUACCCCUUCUGAUGGGUUUCGCCCAGCUUCAAAUAGCGCACGAAAUCGGCGACCAAAAGUAGUACUCGAACAGUUAGGCGAGGGCUGCAUUGUUUGGCUUCCUACCAAAGACGAGAACGAUGAUGGAACGAUUAAAUGCAUUAAGGAGCGUUGUUGCGAGAAUAAGGAGCUCCACAGCGAAGGCUACGGCCACCCGAUACUGGUUUUGAAAAUUAAGCAACAUGGGAUAUGUUCCUUUGCGGAAGUUACUUCGAAACAAACAAGAUACAGAGUGCCAAUAAUGCAAGACUCUCCAGCCGAUCCUGAAGCCCCUGUCACGUGGCAGCUAUAUCUCGAGAAGGGAAAAAUGGACUGCAAGUCAUACAUCAAAACCGAGCAUAUAUUCGACGUAUCGGUCGCGCUACUCCGCACCUGCAGUUUCCGCUGGACAAGCAAGCCGUCCGACAUACGCCUCACCCAUAAAAGCUACCAGUAUCUUGCGAAGAAAGUUGGUCUCGAAGGAUAUAAAACUUGGGUUUCAACCACAUUGCUUGACAGGGGCCAGGGAGGAUAUAGAGUUGAUUAUCAGCAAAUUUCGCAAAUUCAGCAGAGAAUGGACGCUUCUGUAGGUGCCGAUCCCCAGGCUUGUAUGCAUAAUAGGAAUGCAGCUCCAUUACCUUUAUUGCAAAGAUCAGCCACGGUUAGAAUUCCCACCGUCUCAGUAGCUAAUAGCACAUGGGCAACCCGGCCAAAUGCGCGACCACCACGACCACCUACGGCAAACAUGUCAUCCUGGCAAACGGAGCGUGAAAGACGGGCGCAUCAGAGGCCACAGAAUGGCGCCGACUGGGAGGAUUUGGAAUCAGAUCGAGCUAGGUGGCCUUCAGAUGACAGCGAUGGUGAUGGUUCGCUAUCAUGGGGAUAUCUACUUCUGGGUGUUGGAAUGGUUGGGUUUGGAACGGUUGUAUACCUUUUUAGAUGGACCAUAUGGAGAUGGCUUAGUAGUUGA
This is a messenger RNA of Venustampulla echinocandica, 1023 nucleotides long. RefSeq lists its product as uncharacterized. The transcript has 2 exons. The coding region runs from base 1 to 1023 and encodes 340 amino acids. The record is from RefSeq and is a predicted model, not a curated record. NCBI's taxonomy places the organism in Eukaryota, Fungi, Ascomycota, Leotiomycetes, Helotiales, Pleuroascaceae.